Molecule: messenger RNA, 5088 nt
Organism: Pan troglodytes (chimpanzee)
Lineage: Eukaryota; Metazoa; Chordata; Mammalia; Primates; Hominidae
Gene: PLPPR4
Product: phospholipid phosphatase related 4
Exons: 6
Coding region: 398-2515 (705 amino acids)
Biological process (GO): phospholipid dephosphorylation; phospholipid metabolic process; axonogenesis
Cellular component (GO): plasma membrane
Molecular function (GO): phosphatidate phosphatase activity
Source: RefSeq, a predicted model, not a curated record
GGUUUUCUUGCUAUGGGUCAGCGCGCUGGAGCAGGGCUUCUGAUCCUUAGCAUUCUUUAGUGGCAUUCCUAGAGUGACCUAGGAGGCUCCCCAGGAGGAGACUAGGUGGCUUAGCUCCUCAGCCUAACUACUGCAGAAACCAGGAGUGCGUCCCCCUUUUCGGAUUCUUGACGUCAAGCUCCGACAGCCUUGGAGCGUCGCAAGGGCGGUAGAGAGCUGAGGGAGGGUGACAGGGAGGGGAAGCCAUUGCAGCAACAGCUUGGAGGAGGGAGCUGGACGUCGUCUCUCGCCAGAAAAACGGGGAGCAGGAGCCAGACUAGGGGAGGAAGAGGACUGGCCCGCUCAGGGAAUAGCUGGGUUGCUGCAAAAAGGGGCGGGGAGAAGGCGGGGGCGCUGCAUGCAGCGCGCUGGCUCCAGCGGUGGCCGCGGGGAAUGUGACAUCAGCGGCGCCGGGCGCUUGGGGCUGGAGGAGGCAGCUCGCCUCAGCUGCGCUGUGCACACCUCGCCCGGGGGAGGACGCAGACCCGGGCAGGCGGCAGGGAUGUCGGCGAAGGAGAGGCCAAAGGGCAAAGUGAUCAAGGACAGCGUCACCCUCCUGCCCUGCUUUUAUUUCGUCGAGUUGCCUAUAUUGGCAUCAUCGGUGGUUAGCCUCUAUUUCCUCGAACUCACAGAUGUCUUCAAACCUGUACACUCUGGAUUUAGCUGCUAUGACCGGAGUCUUAGCAUGCCGUACAUUGAACCAACCCAGGAGGCAAUUCCAUUCCUCAUGUUGCUUAGCUUGGCUUUUGCUGGACCUGCAAUUACGAUUAUGGUAGGAGAAGGAAUUCUCUACUGUUGCCUCUCCAAAAGAAGAAAUGGGGUCGGACUAGAGCCCAACAUUAAUGCUGGAGGCUGCAACUUCAAUUCCUUCCUCAGACGAGCUGUCAGAUUCGUUGGUGUUCAUGUAUUUGGAUUAUGCUCUACAGCUCUCAUUACAGAUAUCAUACAGCUGUCCACAGGAUAUCAAGCACCUUACUUUCUGACUGUGUGCAAACCAAACUAUACCUCUCUGAAUGUAUCUUGCAAAGAAAAUUCCUACAUUGUGGAAGAUAUUUGCUCAGGAUCUGACCUCACAGUUAUCAACAGUGGCAGAAAGUCCUUCCCUUCUCAACAUGCAACCCUUGCUGCCUUUGCAGCUGUGUAUGUUUCGGGCUUGUACGCUGUGGGGAAUUUCCUGCCCAGUGAUGAGAGUAUGUUUCAGCACAGAGACGCCCUCAGGUCUCUGACAGACCUCAAUCAAGAUCCCAACCGACUUUUAUCUGCUAAAAAUGGUAGCAGCAGUGAUGGAAUUGCUCAUACAGAAGGCAUCCUCAACCGAAACCACAGAGAUGCUAGCUCUUUGACAAAUCUCAAAAGAGCAAAUGCUGAUGUGGAAAUCAUUACUCCACGGAGCCCCAUGGGGAAGGAGAACAUGGUUACCUUCAGCAAUACCUUGCCGCGAGCCAAUACCCCAUCUGUAGAAGACCCUGUCAGAAGAAAUGCGAGCAUUCAUGCCUCUAUGGAUUCCGCUCGAUCAAAGCAGCUCCUCACCCAGUGGAAGAAUAAGAAUGAAAGUCGAAAGUUGUCCUUGCAAGUUAUAGAGCCUGAGCCUGGACAGUCACCACCCAGAUCCAUAGAAAUGAGGUCAAGCUCAGAGCCAUCGAGGGUAGGGGUGAAUGGAGACCACCAUGGUCCUGGCAAUCAGUACCUCAAAAUCCAGCCUGGCGCUGUCCCCGGGUGUAACAACAGCAUGCCUGGAGGGCCAAGAGUGUCCAUUCAGUCCCGUCCUGGGUCCUCACAGUUGGUGCACAUCCCUGAGGAGACUCAGGAAAACAUAAGCACCUCCCCCAAAAGCAGCUCUGCUCGGGCCAAGUGGUUAAAAGCUGCUGAAAAGACUGUGGCCUGUAACAGAAGCAACAGCCAGCCCCGAAUCAUGCAAGUCAUAGCCAUGUCCAAGCAGCAGGGUGUCCUCCAAAGCAGCCCCAAGAACACUGAAGGCAGCACGGUCUCCUGCACUGGCUCCAUCCGCUAUAAAACCUUGACAGACCAUGAGCCCAGUGGGAUAGUGAGGGUUGAGGCUCACCCAGAGAACAACAGGCCCAUCAUACAGAUCCCGUCCACUGAAGGUGAAGGCAGUGGCUCCUGGAAGUGGAAAGCCCCUGAAAAGGGCAGCCUUCGCCAAACUUACGAGCUCAACGAUCUCAACAGGGACUCAGAAAGCUGUGAGUCUCUGAAAGACAGCUUUGGUUCUGGAGAUCGCAAGAGAAGCAACAUUGAUACCAAUGAGCAUCACCACCACGGAAUUACCACCAUCCGCGUCACCCCAGUAGAGGGCAGCGAAAUUGGCUCAGAGACGCUGUCCAUUUCUUCUUCCCGCGACUCCACCCUGCGGAGAAAGGGCAACAUCAUUCUAAUCCCUGAAAGAAGCAACAGCCCCGAAAACACUAGAAAUAUCUUCUACAAAGGAACCUCCCCUACACGGGCUUAUAAGGAUUGAGUGAUGUCCAUUCCAUCAUUAGGGCUACUCCCAAAAGACCAUAUGUUGAUUCUACCUGUGUUCUGUUCCAGCGAAUUGGGAAGUCUCACCAAGCUAGAUUGUCUACCAUCAGCCCAGAACUCUGUAACUUUUCAGAACUGCUAUACUCAAACUUGUAGAUCUCACAUCAAGGAGAGGGAAAAGCACAAUGCAAGAACCUAACUAACGUGAUGAUAUGAAGAGUUUUCUUAAGACCUGUCGUCAAACUUAAAAGGUUUUGCAGAGGGCAGUAUCAAAAGAAAGUGGUUUUCUUCAAAUGUAUACUAUUUUACUUCCUGAAUGUGCCAACUUUGGGGAUUUUUCUUUAUAGUGAGCUGUGGGAACCCAGAACACACACGUUUUCCCUACAGCAGAGGCCAUGCAGUAUUAUAUAUUCAUUUUGCAGAAUCUGCACCUACAGCUCAAUACGGGUGGUGCUGAUUAUUAUAGUACAUAUACCAUGUAAACUCUCAAACUCUAUUUAGCUGUGAAAUAGUGGUGUGCAAUUCCUUGUUAAAGAAAUGCUACUUUAUUAAGAAGAUGCUGGCUGCUUUGUGUUAGAAUAGGACACCCCGCAGCUUCUCUGUAGUGGCUCUGUCACAGUCAAAAAAUGAAAAGGUUUUUGUGCGUUUCUUCAAAAUUCUGCUUUCUUCAACAUCAAAAAUUGUGUAGAAAUAUUUUCAGUGAAAGGGAAUAACUAGUACUUUUCUGCAUAGUUUUUCUGCUGCUUACUUUUUAUUUAAGUAUAGGUACUGCUAAUGAAUCUGUUCUCUUAGUGAGUAAAUUUGCAUAAUUUUAUAAAUAUUAUUUUAGAGAAUCUUUUGAAAUUGUUGUGAUCAUAUUUUGCUUUCUAUGGCUUCUCCUUAACUUAUUGAUUAAUUUUUUGAAGUUAUAGAUAUGUUCUCCUAUUUUAAAAGCAAAAAUAACAAUUGACAUUCCUUGAGCAAAAUAUACUGCUGUGAAUUUGCAAACAAGAAAUCUGAGCCAAAACUUGACAUUGUGGGUUACAUUGCCAGAAAUGUUGGUCAAGUUUGCCCUUAGAUGUGUACAACUAGCUGGCAUAGGUUGCCAUCUUAACAAGUAAUCUAAAAGUCCCAUUUGGUUCUACAUCAUUAACUUUUUUUUUCUAUAUCCUGAUGACCAGUAAAUUAGAGCCACACUGGUUAAGUUUGACUCGUCUCUAAAACAUUUUUGUUAAUUGGACAGCAAGAGGAAGAAUCUGAAAAAAAAUGCAUGUUGGUAAGUAAAAGUAUCUCACGGUAUAAAUUAAGAAUGACUUUCUUCAAAAUAUCUGAAUAGGUGCAGUUUUAGUUUAACAUGCAAACAACCAUUGUUGCUACCUAUCCUGAAUCAAGCCUUGAGCCUAAAUCAAAGCAAACCAAUACCAUUGAUAAGAAGAAGAUAAAAACAAAAUAUUUUGGAGUGUUUUCCAACUUAAAGUAUGAAGACAUACUCAGUUCUUGGAACUUAGUAUUAAACCUUUUUUACGCCAUUUCAUAAGAAUUCCGAUAUAUACUUGAUGAUUGCCAAGGGGAUGAAAGGAAACAACAGAGAUGGUUGAUCUGAUCUUAGCUCACUUUCCAAUAACAGAAGGAGUUGUUUACAGAUGAAUAGUAUCACAUCAUUAUCAAUUUCCACAUGAAAAAGGCGGAGCUUUCUAGAAAAACCAACCUCUAAGGCAUUAGGAAUUUAGCUGAAACCAGCAGAAUUGAAAACUCUGGCAAUAAAACAUGGACUCAACCAUAUCCCUUCUGGCAAUUUCCUUCUCAGAGAGGGGAGUGGGAAUAAAAUGUUGCCUUCCCCACUUCUCACCACCACCGCCAUCAUGACGCUCAUACUGGCUUUUGCCUGUUUGUAGAGGGAAGGGUGGGCUGGUUUUAGUACUCUGAAGGACAAAAACAAGCAAACAAAAACCCCUGCUGCAGCAUUUCAGGUGCAGUAUGAUAUUUCCUAAUCUUUCCUAUUUCUUAACAAAAGAUUUUAAAGUACUUCUCUUGUCAUUGAAGUUUUUUUUUCUUUACAUAAAUAUUGAUAUAUUCUUUUUCUACUCAAAGUGCCAAAGGCUACAGUUUUUAAUGACUUAACAAAUUGUACCACAUUGUUAAGGACAUAUAAUGAUAGACACUAGAACUCAGACCUCUGCAUGUAUAUUUGAUAACAUGUCUUUUGUAAAACAAAAAUUACAAAAAAAUUUGUUUACAUUCCACUGGUACCUUAAUUUAAAAUAAAUCAGACUAAAAGGUGGUAUCUCUUCUUAGUGUUCUAUUUAUCUUAUUUGCUAAUGGGAGCACUUCUUCCUUUGUUAGGCUGUGCUUUACUGAUAAAACCAAGUAUUGAAUAAAGAGAGUUAAUUAUCUUUUUAAAGUAAAUAAAAUUAUGAAAAUAUAUAUAGUAUAUAUAAAGUAUUGUGUUUAAAAAAAUGUUAUGCAAUGUUUUCCAAACUGAUAAAGUUUGUAAAGUGCUAUAAAUGUAUUUUGUUAAGUACAGAUAAAAGCUAUUGUGUGGGUAUAUUGUGCUAAAAUCAUAGAAAUAAAGAUUAGAUUUCUUCAUCAAAA